Molecule: messenger RNA, 1218 nt
Organism: Sphenostylis stenocarpa
Lineage: Eukaryota; Viridiplantae; Streptophyta; Magnoliopsida; Fabales; Fabaceae
Source: the annotation of a GenBank genome assembly
AUGGCUCCAAUCCUCUUGUUUACUCUGGUGUUUGCUACCCAACUGAUGGCUGGAUUGAGUUCACCGCCGCCACCAUUACCACCUCCGUCGUACGGAAACCGAACAUCCAUUCUGAGCAUAGACGGUGGUGGUAUCCGGGGCAUUAUUCCAGCAACUGUUCUUGAAUACUUAGAAAACGCUCUUAAGAAAAAGGACCCAGACACAUCAUUAGCACAUUAUUUUGAUGUGAUGUCAGGAACAAGCACUGGUGGACUCAUGGCUACCAUGUUAGCAGCCCCAAACCCAUCUGACUCCAAUCAUCCUCUCUUUACUUCUUCGCAAAUCGUACGAUUCUACAAGACGUAUGGCCCUAAAAUAUUUGAACCAAGAUUCUUUCCAUCAUGUCCCAAGUAUAAUGGGAAGUUCCUACCUUAUUUGAUUGAUUCGAUACUGAAAGAAACACGACUGAACCAAACAUUGACAAACAUAGUAAUACCAACUUUCGACCAGAGGAGAGUCAUGCCUGUUAUAUUCUCGAACUUUAAGCUGAAAACAGAAACUUAUCUGAAUGCGAAACUCUCAGAUAUAUGCCUCGGAACUUCGGCUGCACCAACUUAUCUGCCAUCCCACAAAUUUAAGAAUGAGGGUGUUUACUUUAAUUUGGUCGAUGGUGCUAUGGCUGCUAAUAACCCAGCAGUGGUUGCUGUGAGCGAAGUGAUACAACACAGUGAGAGAAAGGACAUGAUAAUGCUAUCGUUAGGAACUGGAAUUGUAAAACCACCUCUUCAGAUGGUAAGGGGGUUCUUUGAAGAAGCGUGUGAACUUUAUUGGACAAUCACUCACAGUGGAGUUAUCAGUGAGGCUUUGUUUAGUACAGACAUCACCCAUUAUUACCUUGCCACUGUCUUCCCUGGCCUCUUGCCUCCUGAAAACUACCUUCGCAUUCAGGAGUAUAGCCUGAAUCCAUCCUUGGAACCAUUGGAUAAUGCUGAUGAAAAGAACAUGAAUAAACUUGAAAAGGUAGGAGAUGGUCUGUUGCAACAAAAGGUUAAGAGGAUGAAUGUGAAUACUUUUGUCCCAGUUGAACUAGACCAUACAAAUGCUCAAGCUCUUGACAGCUUUGCUGAGAAAUUAUAUGAAGAGAGGCAGUUACGUCUGAAGAGGAAAUCUAUAGCAAAGGGAAGAAGACCAUCUAUUGAAAAUGUCAAAGUCCCUUCUGGGGAAAUCAGAGUCAUUUGA